This is a messenger RNA of Drosophila takahashii, 1188 nucleotides long. Its product is annotated as carbonic anhydrase 1-like. The record is from RefSeq and is a predicted model, not a curated record. Lineage: Eukaryota; Metazoa; Arthropoda; Insecta; Diptera; Drosophilidae. Gene Ontology annotation, biological process: one-carbon metabolic process. Gene Ontology annotation, cellular component: plasma membrane. Gene Ontology annotation, molecular function: carbonate dehydratase activity; zinc ion binding.
UCGCGACUGGUAACUGGUGACAGUGCCCCGAUAGCCAGAUAAGGCAAGUGUUCCGCGAAAGUGACUCCGAGGCAAAGUGAAACCAUGAGGAGGUGUCGCAACACCCCGACUGCAAUUGUCAUUGCCCCGAUUUUGAUUUGUGCUUCGGUGGUCUGGGGCCAAGAUCUUUUAAACGAUUAUGCUAGUUGCAGCGGGAAGCACCAGAGUCCCACAAGUAGCGACUUAAUCAAUGCCGUGGAUAAAGAAUUUCCCAAGCUGGAGUUACUUAAUUUCAAUACCACACCUCGCACUCUUCAAGUGUCGAAUAAUGGACACACUGUGCUGGUGAAGAUGACUUUCGAUAAGGACAAAGUGCCAACUGUGAGGGGAGGUCCUUUGGCGGAGGAAGCUCCUUUGGGCUACCAGUUCGAGCAGUUCCACUUUUACUGGGGCGACAACAAUACUAUAGGCAGUGAUGAUCUGUUCUAUAGCCAAGCUUCUCCAUUUGAGCUCCAUGUGGUACUUCGGAAUCUGGAAUAUCGUGACUUUGCUAGCGCUUUAGACAAGGAUAAUGGCAUUGCCGUUAUGGCCUUCCUCUUUCAGAUUGGCUCCGUUUCAGAUCGGGGUUAUGAGGGCUUAACGAACUUGUUCGCCCAGAUUGAUCGGAAAGGCAAAACCGCGAACAUGACCAACCCACUUCCUCUGUCAGAAUACAUUUCAAACCAUGAGGAAAUUUACAUUAGCUUCAGAGGUUCUCUAGCCAUUCCACCUUGUGGUGAGGAGGUUACCUGGAUAUAUUUCAUAUAUAGCAUUUAUAUUACGGAAAAGCAGCUAAACUCUUUCCGCUUGCUGACAGCCAACGAUGAUCAUCUGAAAAAAAUUUUGCAACCCAUUCAGACAUUCAACGGUCGCACCUUGUACAAAAACACAGAAGUUUCGAAAGAAGGAUAUAGCGUACCGUUUGUUAAUCGGGAAAACGCGGCUUACUUGUGGGUGAUAAGGUUUAUUGACAACGAUCGUUACAAACUGACCUCUGAUGGUGACGAACGGCGAUACUGCGCCUCGGGAAACUUGGAACAAGCCCCUCCGGCCCAGUUCUAUAUAGAUCAUCAUUCACUUCUAAGUAUAGGUUCCAGGUCCCAGCGAUCAGUCCGCCCCUUCGUGGGCAGUGUGAAAUCUCAACUUGUAGUUCGCACUUGCGGCGUGUGA